CUCUUUCCUCCGGCUCCUUCGCACUGAAACGUCUCCCCUGCCUGUUGCGCGCGUCGCUGUCUAUCUGCACUGGGUGUACAGUGUAUGUGUGUGUGUGUGUGUGUGUGUGUGUGUCUCAGUGGGAGCAUGGCAGCCAUCAAGGCUCUGGAGCAGUGGUGUAAAAUGCACUGUGAGGGCUAUCGAGAUGUGGCCAUCACCAACAUGACCACCUCUUUCAGGAACGGACUGGCUUUCUGUGCGCUUAUACACAAAUACAGACCGGACCUCAUAGACUAUGAGUCACUCAGAAAGGAGGAUGUGUUCGAGAACAACAGGCUGGCGUUUCAGGUGGCAGAGGAGAAGCUGGGGAUCCCAGCUUUGUUAGACGCAGAAGACAUGGUGGCUUUAAGGAUCCCAGACAGGCUGAGCAUCCUUACCUACGUCUCCCAGUACUACAACUACUUUAAAGGACGGUCUCCAAUGGGAGGUGUAAAGAGGCCAGCAGAGGGCUCCAAGGAGGAGCCAUCAGAGAAGAAGAAUCUCCCAGUUGUUGCCAAAACCUUUGUGUCUAAAAGUGCCUCGGAGAAUCGUUCACCUUCAGCUGUCACUGCUCAGACCUCCCCUAAGGUGGCCAGAGCUGCUGCUCAGAAGGCUGUUCUGGCUGAAAAUGGCAACAAAAAUGGGACUCUGAACAGCAAAUGUGUUGCAUGCAAGAGUCACGUUCAUCUGGUUCAGAGACACUUUGUGGAAGGCAAGCUGUACCACAGAAGCUGUUUUAAGUGCAGUGAUUGCUCCAGUGUUCUUCACGCAGGAGGCUACAAACCUGGGAAGAAUCCCGACACGUUUAUCUGUAAAGCCCACCACAACAGUUGCAAACCCUCCUCCACCAAGGACGGGAUCAAAGGCAGUUCAGCUGGGCCGUUAAACAGCUCCAGCCAGACCCAGCCUGCGUCACGCCUCUCUUCUGUGCUGUCAGCUCCGCUUAAUAAUGCAGUGAAGACGGCGGUCAGUCCUGCUCCACCUUCCCUGUCCUGGACAGCAUCAGCACAGAAGACCCAGUCGGCCCGGCAGAGGUUUUUCCAGUCUGCGCAGCAAGCUCCAGAGGCCGCGACAGUUAACAGGAAGCCCGCAGAGCCUUUAAGCAGUUCAGGAAGGCCGAAGGUCCAACUGAGUUCUGAUGAAGAGAAGAGCAGAGCCAGGACGACCAUCGGAAAGAAACUGGCAGAAGAGAACUGCAACAACAACAACAAACGGCUGUUCACCAUCAGACCAGCAGAGACACGGUUUGGAGAUGAGCCAAGUUCCGCUGACAGACCCGGUUUGAGAAAAGAUAAAUGUAGCCAAGGCCCAGCAGGAAACCAGGCAGGACAGCCCUCCUCCAGCCAGACAAACAAUAAGGAAUUUCCACGUCUGAAGGCCGUCAACAAAGACAACACAAGGCCAACGACUGUACACACGACCGCUGCAGAUCCGAUCCAAGGGAGGCAAUCACAGCUCGAACCUUUGAACACCCAGCUAUGUCUUAAAGAUGCACAAACAGAAGUGUAUACUGAGCCACAUAAGCCUGAGUUCCGGUUUGCGACUUCUUCUAAUGUCUCCAUCAGUACAACACGGCCUCCCUCGGCUCAAACACCUGCACAACCAGCAGUCAGCUUUGCUCUGUUUGAUGCUGCACAUUUCACACAAGUGUCUCCUCAGAAACCUCAUCAUGCCUUUGAAAACCCAAGUUUUCAACAGGAGACUCACUCAUCUGUGAAAUCCCCACCCAGACGGCCAGCUGUGGAAUCUAUUAGCUCCUCAAUGUCUGCUCCAGCCAAUCACGGGAAUCCGUCAUGUGCUAAAAAGGGAAAGUAUUUGUCACCCACCAACGCCUCCAGGACUCAAAUGAGGUCACCCUCUGUGAAGUCUUAUCAUAUUCCAGCGGAGCAGAUUGAGAGAGAGCUGAACGAUAUUGAGAUGAACUUGGCUCAGUUGGAGAAGGAGGGCGUGGAGCUGGAAAAGAAACUCCGCAGCUGUGAGGAAGAGGGGGAUGGAGACAUACUGAUGGACCCUCUGAUGGUCGAAUGGUUCACUCUCAUUCGAAAGAAACAGGUGUACAUUAGAAAGGAGUCAGAGCUUGUUUACAUAGCCAGGACUCAGGAGCUGGAGCAGCAGCAGCCCGGUGUGGAGGGGGAACUCCGCAGGCUGCUGGAGAAGCCAGAUCAUUUGAAGUCCAGGGAGGAGCAACAUCGGGAGAAGAAGUUGAUGCGGAGACUGAUGGAGAUUGUGGAUGGCAGAAAUGCAAUAGUUGAGGGUCUUGAUGAAGACAGGCGCCGGGAAGUGGAAGAGGAUCAGCAGUUGAAUGAAAUGAUGAAAAAUCUCGGUGUAAAAAAAGCCAAAAACAAAAGGAAAUCCUCCAUCUCUAAAAUGUUCAGGAGAAGAAGUAAAAGACGAGUGGAAUGAUGUUCAGCACAGUUUUUUUCUUGCUAACACUUACUGUGUUAUUGUUCAUGCUUUUGAAAAAUCAAGGUUUUUAUAUUUUGAUACCGAAGUACCUGAAGUGUGUAAAUGAAAAGAAAAAAAAUGUCAAAUGAUGAUGAAAUAAUGUAUUGUUUCCAUUAUGUUGAAAUAUUUGAAAUUGAAGGUUCUUUUAAAAUGUUUUUUUCCUGUUCAGUAUUCUUAGCUCUCUGCUUACUGUUUUUACAUUUCCCAUGAUUCACUCUUUUCAACAACAGAUUUUAGAACGUGUUUAUUUUAGUAAACACUUUCAUGAGUUCAUAAACUGAGAGUGUUUCCCUGAUAUGAUGUAGACUGCAGUAAAAGAGUAACAUAUGAGUCACCAUUCAUGGAUAUGUUCUAAAUGUAAAGAUAGAUUUAUUGAAACAUUUGAAUGUGAUUUCAAAUCAGCCUACACUUGGGGUCCAGAAAAGAGUUCAUUUUGAGUUAGAAACCAGAACUAUAACAACUGACAAAUUCCAGUGGAAACAGCGACUUCCUCUUCGUGCAAAUGGGAACGAGAACAAUAGACGUGUAAUCCUUCAACAGUCGGGAUCCAAAAUGAAAUUAUUUCAGUUUUUAUUUAAUAAUGGAUUUUAACAAAUUUCCUGUAAGGAUAUUAGCAGGAGAAAAAAGGGCCUUGACAAUUAAGUUAGAAUGACUGUGGAGUGUAAAAUGAAGAGCCACACAUGUUGAACCGGCUCGCUGCAGAGAGAGGGGGAGAGAGACUGCCGCUCCUCUCCCACGCUGUACUGUAGGUGGCAGCCUGGGUAUGCUGUAUAACACGGCAGGAACUUUGAAAUCCAAUUUGCCACAGUGCGGACAGUUAAUUUCUUUGCUAAUUUUAUAAAUGCUUCAAAAAUGUUCGGCUGUGCUGAUGCAAUAAUGUUAUGUGAAAGAGGAUUAGGUAGAGCAGUAGCUUAUGGCCGGGGAAGGCUUAUAAACUAUAGGUUGUAUUGAGCUCUUUAUCUUCAAACUGGCUUUAAUUAAACACUACUCUUUACUAAUAUCUGCAUCAGAAAUUCUCCGUACCUGCACUAUUAAAUGUUUAAAGGACGUGUGGAGUCACUGGUGCGUGAAAAUGGCAUCCAGAGUGUUUCCAGGGAGUGAACUGAGGAAGAGUUGACUUUUAGUUAUUAUUGAAUGGUAUGUGCUUGAUCUGUAUUUAUAGCAUUUUUCAACUUGAAAUCUCUUCAAUAAAUCCUUAGAAGAUGA
Molecule: messenger RNA, 3669 nt
Organism: Labrus bergylta (ballan wrasse)
Lineage: Eukaryota; Metazoa; Chordata; Actinopteri; Labriformes; Labridae
Gene: micall2a
Product: mical-like 2a
Molecular function (GO): protein binding
Source: RefSeq, a predicted model, not a curated record